GUAUGUCUGAACAAAUACAAGUCGUGUGAAUUACAUCAAAAACAACCGAUAGCAGACUCGGGAACAGGCUUGAACAAUGUUUUUUAUAUAUAUAUGUCUUUGUAAAACCAUAAUUAGCUAAAAAUGGUGGAUGAAUACUGGACUGUGGCACAGUGUCACAGCUGCGUAGCUGUGGGAGUUAUUGAAAAGACUGGCUGUGAAAAAAGAUACAUUGCAUGGUUAUAUUAGGUAUUCUCCCAAGGAGAACCCACAAAUAUACGUAAAAAAUGCCUGGAAUGAUGGAUAAAGGGUCGGAGUAUCUCGGAAAGGGACGCUCUAACGGAACAAAAAGCCCUUCAAAUGCAUCGAAUGGACAUUUUUCUGAUGAGAGUGGCAGUGAGGACGAGCACGAUGUCGGAAUGCGUGUGGGAUCCGAUUAUCAAGCCAAUAUACCAGAAUUUGAUCCUGGUUCUACCAAGUACAGUGAUAAAGAUAGUGGGGGAAUGUUGGUGUGGUCUCCAUAUCACACCAUUGUCGACCCAAAAUUGGAUGAAUAUAUUGCCAUUGCAAAAGAGAAGCAUGGAUAUAAUGUUGAGCAGGCAUUGGGCAUGCUGUUCUGGCACAAACACAACAUUGAGAAGUCCCUGGCAGACCUGCCCAACUUCACCCCCUUCCCCGACGAGUGGACCGUGGAGGAUAAGGUGCUGUUCGAACAAGCCUUCAGCUUCCACGGAAAAAGCUUCCACAGGAUUCAACAAAUGUUACCAGACAAGUCCAUAUCCAGCCUUGUGAAGUAUUACUACUCCUGGAAGAAGACCCGUUCCAGGACCAGCCUGAUGGACCGCCAGGCCAGAAAGCUGGCAAACCGAAACGCCCAAGAUGAAAGUGAUGAAGAAAUGGAGGAGGCCAACCCCAUCGAAGCAAACGAUAGCGAUUAUGACCCUACCAAGGAGAUGAAAAAAGAGAGCCACAUCGAGCCCCAGCCCCUGAGCUCCUCCAAGAUUGGGCUCGGCCGACGGGAGCACCUGACGCUCAUGCACCGGCACCACUCACAGCGUUCCAAGUGCCGGCCGCCCAAGGGCAUGUAUCUGACCCAGGAGGAUGUGGUGGCAGUGUCAUGCAGCUCCAGCGCUGCCAACACCGUCCUUCGGCAGCUGGACAUGGAGCUGGUGGGCCUCAAAAGACAGGUUCAAAAUGCAAAGCAACUGAACAGUGGUCUGAAACACAGGAUGGAAGCGGGCAUUGAUGACUUCAGGCUGCCAGAGUGCAACCAAAAAGUUAAUGCCCGCUGGACAACAGAUGAACAGCUUCUGGCAGUUCAAGGUGUCCGGAAGUACGGGAAAGACUUCCAGGCCAUUGCCAACGUUAUCGGUAAUAAGACAGUAGGGCAGGUAAAGAACUUCUUUGUGAACUACCGCCGCCGGUUUAACCUGGAGGAGGUGCUGCAGGAGUGGGAGGCGGAGCAGGGAACUGGCACCACCAACGGUGACACUGCCACCUCUGGCGAGGAGGGGAAGAACAGCUCCAACACCCCUUCUGGGAAGAGUACGGACGAAGAGGAGGAGGAGGGCCAGGUGACCCUGUCGUCAGGCCCUUCUCCCGCUGCCACUUCCUCUGCAACUUUCCAGACCUUGGUGACGUCGUCGGCAACCUCGCUCAACCAGCCACCCCCGCUCCUACGGCCUUCCCUGCCAGCCACCCCAGCCCUCCACAGGCAGCCGCCCCCUCUCCAGCAGCAGGCCCGCUUCCUCCAACCCCGGCCCGUGCUCAACCAGCCCCCCCCGCUCAUCCGGCCCUCCAACCCCCAGCCCCCGCGCCUCAAUCCCCGGCCGCUUGUCCCCACCUCCACAGGGUGCCCAGGCUCCAGCCAGCCGCCCCCCACCCUGGUGGGUAUCCCAUCAGAGACGCCAUCCUCCUCCACGCUGCACUGAGUGUGUGCAAUGGCGAAGGAAGAAAACUGAAAAGUCGUGGUCGUUUUUUAACACUUGGUCGUUUGUUUGCUGUUGUUUUCCUGAAGGUCGUCAAUCGUUGGUUGUUAUGAGGAAAUGAUGUAUAUUAAUGAGAAGAGUAAAACCGUUCAAGUUUUUAAAGUAUAUGUAUAUUAGGUUAGGUCUUAGUUUUUUGGGGUUUUUUCAAAUCACUUUUUAUUCACUCAUCUUUAACAGACUUGCUUAGAUGUUGUGUUGGUGAUGUUAAAGAUUUACUAGAAGCAUUGGUUCUUUUUGAAAGUGUUCUUGGCUUCUGGUUAAUGUAUAUUUUACAAACUGGCAAAAUUUGCAAGUAGUAUAUAAACAAAAGGUAUAUUGAAGACACUAUGAUGGACAAUACACACAACUAGUGAAAAGGUGGCGUUGCCAUAUUUCUGUUGGAUUCUUUGAUUUGCUGUAACGCAUAUUUGUUCUUUGAGCGAAUAUAGACGUUUAUCUUUUAUAUAAGCAUUAUUUAUUUUUCUACUCGGUGCUAUGGACUUGACUGAUUUUUGCCUAUGUCCGGUAUAAUAAUAACCAUUGUGUAAGUGCUCUUACACCUCUAGGACAACUGUAUUUACAUGAUUGGAUUGAUCUAAACUGGAAGAAACCGAUUGAAAAAAAUGAUGAACCGGUUAAUAAAAUGAACUUGUUUAAUGUAAUAUUAAGCUACAAGGGUGUCACUGUCAGUCAAUUGAUUGUUGUAGUCAGUGAGCCACAUUUUCAGGAAUUUGUUUAAAUGAUUUUAAUUUAAGAUAUAUUGAAGAACAACAUUUUUGA
Molecule: messenger RNA, 2726 nt
Organism: Oncorhynchus gorbuscha (pink salmon)
Lineage: Eukaryota; Metazoa; Chordata; Actinopteri; Salmoniformes; Salmonidae
Gene: rcor3
Product: REST corepressor 3
Exons: 12
Coding region: 267-1910 (547 amino acids)
Biological process (GO): negative regulation of DNA-templated transcription; regulation of transcription by RNA polymerase II
Cellular component (GO): histone deacetylase complex; transcription regulator complex
Molecular function (GO): transcription corepressor activity
Source: RefSeq, a predicted model, not a curated record